AUGUUACAGAAUAACACUAAUCAGCUGGUGAAUAACACUAAUCAGCUGGUGAAUAACAACACUAAUCAGCUGGAGAAUAACAACACUAAUCAGCUGGUGAAUGACAUCACUAAUCAGCUGGUGAAUAACACUAAUCAGCUGGUGAAUAACACUAAUCAGCUGGUGAAUAACAACACUAAUCAGCUGGAGAAUAACAACACUAAUCAGCUGGUGAAUAACAACACUAAUCAGCUGGAGAAUAACAACACUAAUCAGCUGGAGAAUAACAACACUAAUCAGCUGGAGAAUAACAACACUAAUCAGCUGGAGAAUAACAACACUAAUCAGCUGGUGAAUGACAUCACUAAUCAGCUGGAGAAUAACAACACUAAUCAGCUGGAGAAUAACAACACUAAUCAGCUGGAGAAUAACAACACUAAUCAGCUGGAGAAUAACAACACUAAUCAGCUGGAGAAUAACAACACUAAUCAGCUGGAGAAUAACAACACUAAUCAGCUGGUGAAUGACAUCACUAAUCAGCUGGAGAAUAACAACACUAAUCAGCUGGAGAAUGACAACACUAAUCAGCUGGGGAAUGACAACACUAAUCAGCUGGAGCUUAACAUCACUAAUCAGCUGGGGAAUGACAUCACUAAUCAGCUGGAGAAUGACAUCACUAAUCAGCUGGAGCUUAACAUCACUAAUCAGCUGGUGAAUGACAUCAGUCAGUUGAGGAAGUGA
Messenger RNA from Procambarus clarkii (red swamp crayfish), 720 nucleotides. The record is from RefSeq and is a predicted model, not a curated record. NCBI's taxonomy places the organism in Eukaryota, Metazoa, Arthropoda, Malacostraca, Decapoda, Cambaridae.